CCCACAACCCCCCUCUGAUUUUCACAUUGACCGUAGAGUGCUUUGCGAUUCUGCUCUCCCCAAAUCAAACGCGGAAAAAAACACGGGGGUGGUUUCAAAUUCAGGCUGUAUUUUAUUCUGGGGGGGGGUCCGGACGGGUUCUGUGAACAUGAGCAGCAUCAGAUGGAUCACGUAUUCGGGGAUUUUGUCCGGGGCGAUCGGAGUGGUGUGCGGAUUUUGGAUGAUUACGUCACCGGGCGAGGAACGAAAAAAGAACAUUAUCAAGAGCCUCCCAGAAGCGAACCCGCUGCGGAUGCAAGAGACGCGGCGCUUGACCGCUUUGCAGCUGCGAGUCCUCAAAGAAGCGGCGGAGACGGACGAGAACAUCACCCGGAGAUACAGCAAAUAAAACACAACUUCAUCCGUC
This is a messenger RNA of Acipenser ruthenus (sterlet), 406 nucleotides long. RefSeq names its product ubiquinol-cytochrome-c reductase complex assembly factor 3. NCBI's taxonomy places the organism in Eukaryota, Metazoa, Chordata, Actinopteri, Acipenseriformes, Acipenseridae. Gene Ontology annotation, biological process: mitochondrial respiratory chain complex III assembly. The transcript is spliced from 2 exons. Bases 149 to 388 code for a protein of 79 amino acids. The record is from RefSeq and is a predicted model, not a curated record.